AUGCAGUCCCUCACCUGGGAAACCAUCCAUUCCACGGUACAUUCCUGCCACAGAUCAACAAUCCUGUGCCUCGUGCAAGCAGGCAAGCCAGUCUGGACUUUCUCGAGGCUGCACGUCGCCUAUCAGCCGUUCUCACACCAGACAUCACCACCAGCAAAGAUGGCAAAGCUGGUUGGAUUUUUCUUGGUCGCGUCUCAGAUUUUUGUUACUCAUAGUCUGCCUGCUGGAGAGCUCAAGAGUGAGCCAGGUGAUAUCGUCGAGCGUGCAAUCACCAUAUCCACAGAUGUCCUGGCUACAACGAGUUACAGUAGAGCAAUCGAGACUCUACAAUCGAUAUCUGUUACGAUAGAGCCGUCGCUCACAGGAACUAUUUUGACUGCCCUUCCUUCCAACGGAGUCAAUACCAAAGAUCCUGUCAUCCGGCCCAUUCCAACUACCGUAGGCCAGCCGCUAUGUCCCAACGAGACACCUCUAGACCCAGGCCCAACGGCAUCAGUAGGGCAAGCUUCAGACAAUAUCUUUCAGCCAGUAGCGACUACGGGGCCAGCAGCUUCACUGCCAUUUCGAAGUGAUCAUAUUGUGAAGAAGCAAAAUAUUGUCGACGAGAACGUACCCAUUCAGACCAACAAGUUCUACGCAAACUUCUUCCUUGGUAGCCAAAGCUUUCCCGUCUGGACACAUCCCUAUUCUUUGACUUGGGCUAAAGGAGUGGGCGGCUCUUUUGGCAUGGCUGUCACGCACACCGUGCGAGAACAGUUUGCUUUUGGCCCGAAUCCCAAUAGCCCACAGUACUUUAUUUCACCAAUUGGUAUCCAUCAUUUAGUGUUGUCGGCUGCGGAGCUCGGGAGGGACACGCAUCUUUCUCUAGAGAACCUGCAAGCGUUCUCAACCUAUGCCAAUCUAGCUGCAUCUGCAGGGAGUCGCGUAGUCAUGUCAAUUCCAUGCGUCCAGGGUAUGGGAUUUGUGACAGCACUUUACGAUAGAGCUCAGCCCGUCAUCACCACGGGUGUUUUCUUUCGCACUCUGAACUAUAUAUCCGUUGUUAAUGGUAUAGCCCACAAGUACAGGCUGACGCUCAACGAUGGUUCAGUCUGGCUUCUAUACGCUACGUCUAUCGGAUCCGUAGGUGUGCCACCCUUCACUUUGGAUAGUAGUUCCACAAUCACGGGGCCAAGGAACUUCCAAGGUAUGAUACAGGUUACGAAAAACCCCUCCGCUUGGGAAGGGGAAGAUGUCUUCGACAUGAGUGCAGGUUCUUACGCGAUCAACGCAACAAUAUCUGCCUCUGUGAGCGGCCAGGUUGGAAAGUAUAGCCUCUCCUGGGCGAAAGGGGGAGUCCAGAGUCAGACUUUGUUAAUGUACGCACUGCCGCAUCACGUAGAAUCGUUUGACCAGGAAACAAGAGCGGCAGUGAAGAACAUCUCACUCGUGACCACCACUAAAGGUUACGCGACAGCGGUACUUGCCGACAGGAUCACAAUGGUGGAAGACGAUCUUCCGGUUUCGAUCGCAUUCGCGCCUUGGGCGAAACAUCCGAAUGGCGCUCCUGGUGGUUCUGGCAACAUCAACCUCCAACCUGCGGCAUUGAAUCUGAUCAACCAGGCCGGUAUCAAAGAGCUUGGUCAAGAUUUUGAUGCACAGACCAGACUAAACAGCAUGUAUUACUCCGGUAAAGGGCUAGCUAAGUUUGCUGCUGUCAUCUACACCCUGAACAGCAUGACUGGGAACAGCCAGUAUGCGGCAGCCGGACUUGACAGGCUCAAGGAUGCUUUCAACGUAUUUGUCAACAACACUCAACCCGAGCCGCUUGUCUAUGAUCAGGUCUGGAAGGGCGUUGUCUCGAGCGCGACGUACAAGCCGCCUUAUGACACAGGGCUUGAUUUUGGCAACACGCUUUACAACGACCAUCACUUCCACUACGGCUACUUUGUCUGGACUGCUGCGGUCAUUGGCCAUCUUGACCCGACGUGGCUCGAUCAGGGUAUCAAUAAAGACUGGGUCAAUACUCUUGUCCGUGAUUAUGCGAACCCAGUCAACGAUGCUUACUAUCCUUUCCAGCGAUCCUUUGACUGGUUCCACGGCCACUCUUGGGCCAAAGGGCUCUUUGAAUCAGGGGAUGGAAAGGACCAAGAGUCCACCUCGGAGGAUACUUUUGCCACCUAUGCCCUCAAGAUGUGGGGCAGAAUCUCUCGCGACCCCAACAUGGAAGCCCGGGGUAACUUGCAGCUCGCAUUGCAAGCCCGCAGUCUAAAAAACUACUUCCUCAUGACGUCGGACAACAAGAACCAGCCUCCGCAGUUUGUGCCAAACAAGGUUACGGGUAUUCUUUUCGAGAACAAGAUUGACCAUACGACUUAUUUUGGCGGAAAGACAGAGUACAUUGAGGGCAUCCACAUGAUUCCUCUCAACCCAUCUUCUGCCUACACCCGUUCCAAACAGUUUGUGCAAGAGGAGUGGGACACGUACUUUAGCAAUGGCCGCGUCGACCAAGUUGUCGGUGGCUGGAAAGCCAUUCUCUACGCCAACCUCGCGCUCAUUGAUCCCGAGAAAUCAUACAAGUUCUUCGCAGACCCGGAAUUCAACACGCAGCUUGAUGGUGGGGCGAGUCGCACGUGGUAUCUCGCUUACUCUGCGGCCAUGAUGAGUGCGAACUCUGCAUAUGCGAUGCCGGAUCCAAAUUUGACGCUGGAUGAUGGCAAGGAGGGUGGUGAGGGGCCUCUGUAUAUUGAGCCGAAUUUUGAUGGGCCAGAGUAUACGCAUAAUGAUGAGUGGAUGGAAGAUGGUAUGCGACCUGAGUACAUUGAUCCAGAUUUCGAGGGACCGCAAUAUACGCAUAAUGAUGGGUUGAAGUAUGUGGUGCCUCCGAAGAUGGCGCCUGUGGAGACUGUGGUUCCCGGUGCGGAGUGGCAGAGAGUAAACUCGCUGGAUCAGGAGCCACAGGCUACAGAGCAGCAGUCCACCCCGUCAGAGUCUUCUGAUUCUUCAGCUAUCAGCUCUGAACCUACGGACCCACAAUCCGUCGAUCCUCAAGAUACCCAAUCCCAAUCCACCGAGCCAUCAAACCCAGAUUCCGAAUCCAUGAACCCCAAUGUCCCGGUUCUCCAAGACGUCAACCUCGAAGCUGCCCAAACACCAUCUUCCAUAUUGCCUUCCCUCAUCCCCGCACAACCCACAUCCCCAGCACGAGGCACGUGGCCCAUCGGCUUCACCUGGCCAAAACCCAACGGCCCCAGACCAACUCCGAGUCCUAAACCUUCUCCUAGCCUGAAGCCAACAUUUGUCUGGCCCCGCCCGACAAGGACGCCUACAUCUACAUCCACCGCACGGCUUACGCUUGUUGCGCAGCCCAUGCCCACGCCGGAGCUGGUGUUGAGUGUAGGGUUGGAGUCGGGCGUGAGUGCAGCGACGAUGUCGGUGCUGCAUGAUCUUCCUGUCGCGUUGCCGAGGCCAACGAUCGUUUAUGUGCAGGGUUGGGAGCCGGAUGGUGGGGACGGCGAGAGGCCCGACAUUUUUGAGUUUUCAGGCGAGCUUGGGGAGAAGGGAGAAUCAUGGUCAGAGACGCAGACGCAGACGCAGACGCAGCCCCAGAUGACAUCGCCUUCUCCUUUUUCUUCUCCUUCUCCAUCGCAGGCCGAGAGCGAGACGAAUACCAAAGUCGUCAAUCUCGGACUGCAAAAUGAUAACACGGAUACGCUGGAUAUGAACUGGGCGCUUCAGGAUAAAGAGGGGAUAGAACAAGACCAAGGCCAGACGGGCCAGCGUCGUGAGGAUGGGGACGCGGAUUUGGGUGACGAGUGGGAGUGUGAAGACGAUGACGAUGAUGACGGGGGUGAUGAUGAUGAUGAUGAUGAUGAUAAUGGCAAUGACGACCUCGAGGAAAAGGUCAGCGGCAAUACGGCAGCAGGGUCAGAGAAGGGCACAGGUACUUGA
Molecule: messenger RNA, 3930 nt
Organism: Plenodomus lingam JN3
Lineage: Eukaryota; Fungi; Ascomycota; Dothideomycetes; Pleosporales; Leptosphaeriaceae
Cellular component (GO): cell surface
Molecular function (GO): glucan endo-1,3-beta-D-glucosidase activity; endo-1,3(4)-beta-glucanase activity
Source: RefSeq, a predicted model, not a curated record